AGUAUAACUUAUUUACAUAACUACAAGCAUAUUAUUUAAAACCUACAGCAGUUUCGAUAAGCAUUAGAUGUGUGUGUGUGUGUACAUGAAAUAAGAAAUUAAGUUCAGGCUGAUAGUGAUGAGCUAAUUCACAUUUUUAAAGCUAAGCUGAUUUUAAUAAUUUUUAUAUAUAAUUCGAGUAUAUUGCGUUCGAGAAUAAAUUUACCUGAGUCUUAAGAUAACAGAAAUGGCAGUCCAUAAGUAACUGGUACAAAUUAAAGUUUUCAUAGAUCUAUAUAAACUAUAAUGUCUGGGUGUAUUAAAGUGUUGAAAACUUUUCACGAAUUAAUCUGUUUAAUUGUGUUUCAAUUGGAUAUUAUAAAUAGUUUUAAAAGAUAUGACAAAGGAGACACAAGUAAUUACAUUUCUGUUGCUGCCACAUGAUGUUCUGUGUAACAUCUUGUCCCAUUGCGACGUAAAAACGUUAGGACGACUGAGUUGUGUAUGCCGUCAGCUGAAUCGACUGAUGAGUGAAGAAUGUAUAUGGGUGAAUCGAAGUAAAAAACUGCUAGUGACGAAUCAGAAAGCACACAGUUUUAGAGAGAGGUCAUUCCAAUUAUUGUCUUCUAAGGAAAAGUACAAAGUAUCGCUGAAUUGGAGGAAAUCAAAAUACAAAGAACUCGGUUUGAUUUCUCAACAUACAAAGUACAUGCCAUGGAUUCAGUUGGAAGCAGACAAACUGUGGUACAGCAAAGGAAGCAACAUUUUUUGUUAUACCAGGAAGCCUAGAGGUCGUCUGCAACAUAAACCACUACUGGUCUUGCGUGGACAUGUUGAUGAUGUUUGCCACUUUGUGUGCAGAGAUGGGAUAGUUUACAGUGGUAGCAGGUAUGGAACUGUCUGUGGCUGGCAUGCUGACAAUGGAAAACUGUUGUUCCGAUCCCACCUUUCACACUUCAGUGACAUUAACAGUGUUGAUGCUUGGAAUAACAUCAUUGUUUCUGGUUCAAAAGAUGGAACUGUCAAGACUUGGAAUGUGCAGAAGGGUUUACUUGUUCUUAGGAGCACACUUCAGAUUAGAGAUAGGGUUUGGUCUCUCACCGUAACUCCCAUAGACAGGUAUGAACACAGGGAUUACUUAGUUUUUCCUCCUUCUCCUGAUAUCGCUGUGCAUGCAGGGAGGUUUGCCACACAGUUACGUGAGGGUGUCGCUAUGCCUCCUCAUUUAUCUGAAGAAGAUGCACUGGUGUAUCAUCGUCAGGAUGAUAUAUAUUUGGACAUUCAAAGGUUGGAUCUAUGGGGUGCCAG
Molecule: messenger RNA, 1287 nt
Organism: Limulus polyphemus (Atlantic horseshoe crab)
Lineage: Eukaryota; Metazoa; Arthropoda; Merostomata; Xiphosura; Limulidae
Product: F-box/WD repeat-containing protein 4-like
Exons: 6
Biological process (GO): SCF-dependent proteasomal ubiquitin-dependent protein catabolic process
Cellular component (GO): SCF ubiquitin ligase complex
Molecular function (GO): protein binding
Source: RefSeq, a predicted model, not a curated record